AUGGGUAUUGACGAGCAGAAAGAAGAGCGAGAAGUCCUCGACUCUAUCUUUCCAGACGAAAUCACAGAUACUGCAGACAAUGCCUACCGUAUAUCAAUCGCCUUGGAUCCUCCGGCGAAUUCACCGUCUGAUGAAGAUGAUCCCCUUGUGAUAUGGUUGAACGUGUCCUAUCCAGACUCAUAUCCCGACGUCGCUCCCAACCUGGACGUUACAGCUCCUCACAAUGCAGCGAAGCACCCUCUGCUGGAUGUCCAAGCGGAUAAGGCGCAAUUACUGGAUAGCUUGAAGAGCACAAUUGAGGACAACAUGGGCAUGGCCAUGGUCUUCACUUUGGUUGCAACAUUGAAGGACAGCGCCGAGGUUCUCAUGGCCGAUCGUGCCAGGCAAGAACAGGAGAUCAUUGAUGUCGCAGCACGUCAAAAGGAAGAGGAAGAGAACAGGAAAUUUCAUGGAGAGAAGGUCACACGGGAGAGGUUUUUGGAGUGGCAUAAAAAGUUCAAGGCUGAAAUGGCUGAGAAAGAAAGAUUACGCAGAGAAGACGAAGACGCUGAAGCUAUGAAGGGCAAAAGAGGUCUGUGGGAGAGAGGACUGGUUGGUAAGGGUGAGGAAGAGGGUGAGAUGGAUGGCAUUGCCGAGAGGACCGAGAAUCUCAAGAUCAGCACGUGA
This is a messenger RNA of Lithohypha guttulata, 666 nucleotides long. RefSeq names its product Protein gir2 (gene GIR2). The coding region runs from base 1 to 666 and encodes 221 amino acids. Gene Ontology annotation, biological process: cytoplasmic translation. The record is from RefSeq and is a predicted model, not a curated record. Gene Ontology annotation, molecular function: protein binding. NCBI's taxonomy places the organism in Eukaryota, Fungi, Ascomycota, Eurotiomycetes, Chaetothyriales, Trichomeriaceae. The transcript has 2 exons.